This is a messenger RNA of Scedosporium apiospermum, 1740 nucleotides long. RefSeq lists its product as uncharacterized. The transcript has 6 exons. The record is from RefSeq and is a predicted model, not a curated record. The coding region runs from base 1 to 1740 and encodes 579 amino acids. Lineage: Eukaryota; Fungi; Ascomycota; Sordariomycetes; Microascales; Microascaceae.
AUGGCGACUGCCUCCGCCGUUCCGGUCUUUGGUCACACCUCCGGCAUCCCCGUUGGGAUGGAAAAACGUGACAAGCACGCCGAGUAUGCCCUGGUCGUUCAGGCUGCUAGUAGAGAGACAAUCGAGUCGAUCAAGUCGAAGGGCAUACUCAAAGGCUCCGAAUGGGCAUCUCCUCUAGCCACCGCCCCUGCGGCGGUCGGAACCAUGGCCAUUCUUAUCAAAACAGCCUCCGCGAAGGCGGCGGCCGGUCUCCAGGUCGAGACAGUGGAGGUCAAGGAUGAAACCGGCCAGACAAUUGGAAAGCUUCCGUCUAGGUAUUUCCACAGCAAUCUGCAGAAUUGCAGCGAUAUUGGCCGGUCUGCCUUCUUGGAAGCUCAGGCAACCAUGAAUACUAUCAGGGAGGUUGCGGCUAGAAUGGUCCAAGACGGCGGCAGCGUCGCGAACAUCAUUGAGUUGCUCGAGAACCCCGAGAUAGCCCAAUAUCUCUUGCCGUCGGAGAUAAAGGCCAUCAGAGACUCCGCUGGGAAGUGCUUGAAAAACGUCCAGGAUCUCACAGACCGGUUCCAAUACUGGUAUUGGGUCAUCUGCUGUUUGAAGAGCAAUGUUCUUGCUGGUCAAGGGAGCAACCAAGACAAGGCCAACAAGAACCUGCAGCAACAUAAGGAGACGGAAAGCCAGAAGAUGGAGCAGAUUGAAAAGGAAGAGGCCGCUAAGAAGGCGAUAAAGGAACUAGAAGAGCGACUUGAAGAGGCGAAAAAUAAGGUCGCCAGGGCCCAGCAGGAGGUUGAGAGGCUCCAGAAGCUGCCGGCGAUCCCCGAGCCGGACUUUGCGGAAGCGAUGCUUCACGCUGAGACGGCGGUUCCUGAAUCAGCCGUGCCACAGAGAGAGAAGGGAUUUUUUGGGGGAUUGUCGAACAAGAUUUUCGGCGAAAGCAAGGAGGAUUUUGAGGCCAGGAAGGCUCACCACCUAGAAAUAGAACGUCAGCGCAAUGAGUAUAUGGAAAAGGAGAAGGCUCGGCGCAAGGAAGACCGGAAAGUCGCAGCUAGUAGGCUCAAGGCAGCAAGAGAAUUUGAGAGGAAGCUUGAGAAGGAUAUACUAAAGGCGGCGGAAGCGCUGACCGGAAACAGAAAUAUGCUCGCCGAGGCGAAGGCGAACUUGGAGAUCACCGAGGCCCAGUUCAAACGACUUGGAGAGGAGAAGUUGGAACUCGACGACAUCUUGAAGAUCCUAGAAGAAUCGAGCAUCCAGCUCGGCGAGCUGAAGGAGCAGGUCAGCCACCUCGUGAAAUUCUUUAGCACUCUUCUUGGGGUUGUCAAUGCGAGUAUGGAUGAGGACGUGGAGAAUUUCCUGCGACCAAUCCAGGCAAUUGUCGUGGUGUCGGCAGUAGCCGACCAAAGCACGAUUAAUAAAUUGCGCGAUGCGAGCAAGAAGAGAAUCAUCACGAAGGCACUUCAUAUCCAAAGCAGCUUCACGGCCAUCAAGGACGUUGCUGGGACAUACGUGUCCAUCUCUGACAGCUACAUCCUGCCGGCCAUUAACAAGAUGGAGAAGCUCUCAACCGUGACCGGCGGUGAAUGGUCCAGAGAGAGUCAAGCCUUUACCCACUGGUGUAAGGAGGCCGUGGGCAAAAUUGAGAAAAUGGCCCGAGACGCCAGUGAUGAGAUGGAGCCGAACAUGGCCGCCCGUGUAUUAUACUUGGAAGGGUGUGCGAUCAAAGCGGAGGCCGCCAGCGGCCGCUAA